UGUUUUAUGAUUUGAAACUAGUCAAAUAUUUUUCCAAUUUUUUGCUUUAUUUGAUUUUCUUCAUUACAUUUUUGCGCUACUACAAAGUUAAAUUUCAAAAAGCCCGCUCGUGGCGGCCAUAUUGAAUUUUAGUACCACUCCAAUUUGAUAGAUGGCAGCACAUCGACUCAAAAUUUUACCAUUGAGUUUCCCAUCUAUUCACAUUAGUAAUCUAUGGUUAUGUACAUUUACCGAUUUGUUGCUACGUGGUUGCUACCCACCUCUAAACUCACGCGAUAUAACCAAACCGAACUUCGAUUUUCGUUCAAGGACGACUUACCUCAAACAAAACAAACCAAAAAGGAUUUUAGGUUAGGUUUUCCUCUUUUGCCGUAUUUGGAAUUUGCAGAGAACAAGAAUUUGGCCCUUUGGCGUCUGCAUCUAAUAAUGGUAAAAACCAGAGGCAAAGACGAUCCUGAACCUGUAACAUCCGAAUCAGGACCAACAGAAGAAUUUUCUGUGGAAAAAAUUUUAGAUAAGAGAACGAGAAAUGGCAAAAUCGAAUACCUUCUGAAAUGGAAAGGAUAUAAUGAUCUACUUUUUAGGGAAGAUAACACUUGGGAACCUGAAGAAAAUUUAGAUUGUCCUGAUCUAAUAGCAGCUUAUGAAGCCCAGUUUGAGCUUUCUUCCAAUGCAGAUGAAGCUGAAAAAUCGAAAAGAAAGAACAUAACUGAAGAUAAUCGAGCUCGAGGAUUUGAUAGAGGGUUAGAUCCUGACAAAAUUGUAGGGGCAACAGAUGCUAGUGGUGAAUUAAUGUUCCUUAUGAUGUGGAAAAAUUGUAAACAGGCUGAUUUGGUUCCUGCAAAUCAAGUAAAUGCAAGGUGUCCAGAAAUUGUAAUUAAUUACUAUGAAAACAAAAAGCAAUGGUACAGCAAAAGUUGUGUCAUUGAGUUAGAUUAAGGUAAUAGUA
Molecule: messenger RNA, 949 nt
Organism: Psylliodes chrysocephalus
Lineage: Eukaryota; Metazoa; Arthropoda; Insecta; Coleoptera; Chrysomelidae
Source: the annotation of a GenBank genome assembly